UCUGGUGAAGAGCUUACAACUCUAAGACCCAGACCGGACUCCCCUUGCUGCAAGUAAAACUAACGGUGGCCUCUUGUCUUGUCUGAUUGUGCAUGUUGAAUUCUCUGAGCAACCAGGUUCAGACACAGGUCUGAACCUAACAGGGUACAUAUCUGCUAUCUUUAUAUAUGUUUUUAAUUAUAGUGUUAUUAAUGACGUGUGCAUACAAAGCCAUUAAAAAAAACUUUCCUCACUUUAUCUGCAGUUGUAAUGAUGUACAUUUCCCCGUUGCGGGACCAAUAAAGGAUUUUUGAUUCUGUGCAGUUGAGUGUAGUCUCCAGCAGGGAGAGCCCCUCCUACUCACCUCCCACCGAUCUGGUUCUUUUUUCUCCUCUCUCCACUUCCGGGUGAGCGGAUGUAAACAGAAGGACGUUCAGCCUGUGGAGCAGCAGCACUCAGAAACAUGACCAAACUGGAGCUACUCAACGUAUUUCUGAACGACAGACUGACGGCGGCCGCAGAGGAGAUUUUCCGCGCCGUUAAGAACACGGUGGCGGAAUACCAGAGCGAGCUGCUGCGCUCCAGGGAGGAGAGCGAGCGUCUGAAGCGGCUCCUGAAUGUGGCCGUGCAGAGGCUCCUCCUGCAGCCCGAACCUCACUCGGUCCAGCCCCCAGACGAUGAGCAGCCCUGUGAGUCUGAGUGGAGAAGCACUGUGCCACAAAUCAAAGAAGAACCAAACCUCAGAAACUAUCAAACGGACUGUUGUUCACAAGAAGCAAGCGACUCUGAGGGAGGGAACUGUAGUCAUGAAGAGCCACUCCAGAGGACACAUCCUCCAGAAACCCAAAGUGUGUGUAGCAGACAAAGUCUCUCCCCACCUCCACUAACCUCCCAGGAGAUUAAGGCGGAGAGUGACAUCAGAACACAGCAGCCAGCCAACAGCUUAACCCCCCCCAGGACUGUCCACUGCAGGGUGGGUCAGAGCCCUUCUGCUGCAAAGAGUCACCGGACUGAGAGGACAGAGCAGCAGGUGAGAGGGUUACUUCGCUCAAAUGGAAAACAGAGCAUGCACUUAAUGCAGAUCAAGAACGUCAGAUCCCUGAAGCCGCCUCCGCCCCGCUCCUCUCUCGCCAGCCAGAGCCUUCAGAGGUGGCACAGCUGCAAAGAGUGCGGGAAGGGCUUCAGCUUCGCCUGCCAGCUGGAGGUCCACAUGCGCUGGCACACCAAGGAGAAGCCGUACAGCUGUGCAGUGUGCCGGAAGAGCUUCACCACGGUCAGCAUGCUGAAGAGGCACCACCGAAUCCACACCGGGGAGAAGCCCUUCCGCUGCCAUGUCUGCGGGAAGUGCUUCAACCAGUCGGCACACCUUAACACACACUUCAGGCUGCACACCAGGGAGAGGGCUGGCUGGAGCCGAGCCCCACACUCCAAGUAAACAAUGACUCCAUACAGAGAAAUGACCACACUUCUGUAAACUUUAAGAUGUUCCUACAGCGGAAAAUUGUUUAACCAUGGGCGUCACUUUGUACGAAAAAGUGGUGGGGACACUUUUUCAGAUAAAAAAAGAAACACUACUCCAUCAAGCGCCCCCGCAAAAAGUACAUCCAUCCAUAUGCUUACAAUACCUUUUUUGACAAGUGCGGUAACUUUGCCAUGCUGCUGCAAAGCUGGUCUAACACUUGCAAUUCUCUAUUCAAUUAUUAUUCAUAUUAAACGUGGCGCAGGUCCAAUCUGCUCCACUUGGGUUACCAGAAAUACGCCCAAGUAGUCGGAACAGUCCUCCAGAUUGUACGUGUUGUUGUGUGCAAAUAAAUAAAUAAUUUCAGAACAUUUUUAACAAACUGUCCUAAUGCAAAGUGGUGGGGGCUUGUCCCUAGCGUCCCCAGUUUAAAUGACGCCUAUGGUUCGAACAACUUUUGAAUGUUCCAACAGUGUACAAUAAUAGUGUGUCUGUGUGUCCCGUCUGACGUGCAAUAAAGUGUGGUACAUUAAGAUUUCCAAUCCACUGAAAGUGUUGAAAAAAAUAAAGGACUGCUGCACUAGGUCAGUAUUUAAACUCAGUGUUAGUGAUAUUCAAAAAUCAGGUGCUGUUCAAGGAAUGGGAAAAGGUCCAAUGGGGAAAAAACAAAACAAUGUCCAGCUUAAAUGUUAUACAUGUCCUUGGGCAUGUAGGAACAUGAAAUGGUAAUACUGAAAAUGAUUAAAUAUCAACAAACAUCAUCGUGAAACAUACAGCUCCAGAAAAAAUGAAGAGACCGCUCCAAAUGUUUCUGAAAUCUUUAUCUCUACAUGUAUGGCAGCCAUUCCAGUGUCUGUUGAAUUCCAACACAGAGAAAUGUUGUCAGUAGUCAAUCAUUUAACUCAAAGACAUACGUAUAAAUAAUAAAUCAAGAGAAAAUGAUAAUG
Molecule: messenger RNA, 2385 nt
Organism: Eleginops maclovinus (Patagonian blennie)
Lineage: Eukaryota; Metazoa; Chordata; Actinopteri; Perciformes; Eleginopidae
Product: zinc finger protein 91-like
Exons: 2
Coding region: 443-1414 (323 amino acids)
Biological process (GO): regulation of transcription by RNA polymerase II
Molecular function (GO): DNA-binding transcription factor activity, RNA polymerase II-specific; RNA polymerase II cis-regulatory region sequence-specific DNA binding
Source: RefSeq, a predicted model, not a curated record